Messenger RNA from Lampris incognitus (smalleye Pacific opah), 2563 nucleotides. RefSeq names its product solute carrier family 25 member 44a (gene slc25a44a). The transcript has 5 exons. The coding region runs from base 470 to 1423 and encodes 317 amino acids. Gene Ontology annotation, cellular component: mitochondrion. The record is from RefSeq and is a predicted model, not a curated record. Gene Ontology annotation, biological process: branched-chain amino acid catabolic process; transmembrane transport. Gene Ontology annotation, molecular function: branched-chain amino acid transmembrane transporter activity. NCBI's taxonomy places the organism in Eukaryota, Metazoa, Chordata, Actinopteri, Lampriformes, Lampridae.
AAGCAGAAGAAGAAGAAGAAGAAACGAAGAAGCCAGAUGUAGAAGGAGGAACGGAUCGUUGCAGGAAAUGGUUCAGUUCGCGAACCAAACAGGACGAGCGAGCAGCGGCUACGAGAAUAAGGAAAUAACGCCAAUGUCUCCCGCGUUUGACGACAGAGGACACAGCGCGGAUUCCCAAAACACGGCCGUGUCGAAACGCCGCUGACCAAACAAUCACGGCGCUCUGCCUCGGAAAAUAAAGUCCGUGACCUUUGACCUCAGCGUGCUCGCAUGACUGGGACGGGAAGCGAGCCGUGCCUUUCUCUGGCUUUCGGAUCCUCGUGUCGCCCAGGCCGCCGUUGAGCCGCUCCCCCUCCCCCGCGUUUCCGUGACUGGACGACAGGAGGCGCUGUCUGACGAUGAAGGCUGUGGGAGGUGGUGUUAACCCACAGAUGAGGCAGUAAGGGUGCGGAGCCGCCCGGGCAGCAGCAUGCAGCAAAAAGGCGUCAUCCAGAUCAUCGAAUGGGAGGAUCUGGACAAGAGGAAAUUCUACUCCCUGGGGGUCUUCAUGACCAUGACCACCAGGGCCACGGUCUACCCUGCCAGCCUCAUCCGAACCCGGCUGCAAGUGCAGAAGGGCAAGGCUCUCUACUCGGGCACCUUUGACGCCUUCUUUAAGAUCUUGCGGGCGGAGGGCGUGCAGGGCCUCUACCGGGGCUUCAUGGUCAACACCUUCACACUGAUCUCAGGACAGGCUUACAUCACCACCUAUGAGCUGGUGCGGAAGUACGUGUCCCACUACUCGCCCAGUAACACGGUGAAGUCGCUGGUGGCUGGGGGCGCCGCGUCCCUGGUGGCCCAGACCAUCACAGUGCCCAUAGAUGUGGUCUCUCAGCAACUGAUGAUGCAAGGUCAUGGGGAGCAUCUGACUCGCUUCAAGGUCAAACCUAAAAUGGUGGUCGUGGCCUCCAAACGCAGGCCAACUUUCGGACAAACCCGGGAUAUUGUGGUACAGAUAUUCGCCGCUGACGGUUUUCGGGGAUUUUACAGGGGCUACGUGGCGUCGCUUCUGACCUACAUCCCAAACAGUGCACUCUGGUGGCCUUUCUAUCAUUUUUAUGCAGAGCAGCUUUCCAGGCUCGCACCAACUGAGUGUCCUCACCUGAUCCUACAGGCGCUGGCUGGACCGAUGGCGGCGGCCACCGCCUCCACCAUCACCAACCCCAUGGAUGUGGUUCGAGCCAGAGUUCAGGUGGAGGGCAGAUCCUCUGUCAUGGAGACGUUUAAGCAGCUGCUGGCAGAGGAGGGGAUCUGGGGGAUGACCAAGGGGCUGUCGGCCCGCAUCAUCUCCUCCACCCCCACCUCCGUGGUCAUCGUGGUGGGGUAUGAAACCCUGAAGAGGCUGAGCCUGCGAGCCGAGCUGGUAGAGACCAGACACUGGUGAGGAGAACCGCUCUCCAUCAAGAACCUGGACCAGAUCAGGAAUACACACGAUGGAUCAUAAAGCAGAUUCUGUGGAGCUCCCGAGACCUCGUGUCCAGUUUAGAAGAAGAAGAGAAGAAGAAGAGCCACUUUAUUUUGUCAUUUCAUUCUUACAAUAACAUGUGUUCUCGGCAUGUAACCAUCCUAUUGUAGAGCAGCAGUGGGCAGCUGCAGCGCCCGGGGACCAACUCCAGUUCUUCUUUCCACUGCCUUGCUCAGGGGCACAGGCAGGAGUAUUGACCCUAACAUGCAUGUCUUUUUGAUGGUGGGAGGAAACCGGAGCACCCGGAGGAAACCCACACAGACACGGGGAGAACAUGCAAACUCCACACAGACAGGACCUGGGACGGCCUGGGGUUCGAACCCAGGACCUUCUUGCUGUGACGCACCAGUGCUGACCACUGGGCCACCGUGCCUCCAAACUGAGAUAGUUUUGGUGUUUUUUUUUUAAAUUUUGUUUGUUUUUACAGUUAAGAGUAAAGUCUGCUGACAGUGGAGCAGGACUCCAAACCCGCCUGGGCUCCACACCAGCAGACUGAACCACCGGGGGCCUUUUAAUCCUAAUUUCACCUUUAACCUUUUAUAACCAGUCCUGGUUUAUACUCGCUGUCAGGAGAAUUUGCUGGGUCGGGGUAAUGGCCUUUACAACGUUGUAAUAAUGUGUUUUUUGUUUUCUUUUUCUUUUUUUACAAUAAAUCUUUGACCGCAGGGAUUGGGUUAUGUUUUAUAUCCAUGUGCUGACAGUUGGGAGAUUGAGUUUGUUUUUAGAAGCAGCCACGUUACGAUCCCACAACCGUAAUUACUGCCACGUGACAGACGUCUCAGAGAACCCAUCAUUUGUGUGCCGUCUCCGUUAAGUGUUUUUCCUUGAAAAUUACUUUUUUUUUUUCAACAUAAUUGUCCAAACUGAAACUGGAUGUUUAUUUACUGUGAAGUUUCUGGAGUGUGUUGAAUAAUAUGAGCUACUUGUGUGCUUAUGGAGGAAGCCAUUGUUUUAGGUAUGCCUCAAUCAGUUUCUGAUUUAUAUUUGGUGUUGAACUGUAAGUCAUAGCCUGAUGAUGAUGUUGACCUUCUGUUGGAAAGGUUCAAUAAAAGACUUGAA